This is a messenger RNA of Neofelis nebulosa (Clouded leopard), 3802 nucleotides long. RefSeq names its product 1-acylglycerol-3-phosphate O-acyltransferase 5 (gene AGPAT5). The transcript is spliced from 8 exons. Lineage: Eukaryota; Metazoa; Chordata; Mammalia; Carnivora; Felidae. The record is from RefSeq and is a predicted model, not a curated record. Gene Ontology annotation, cellular component: mitochondrion; endomembrane system. Gene Ontology annotation, molecular function: acyltransferase activity. Bases 369 to 1466 code for a protein of 365 amino acids.
AGCCCCGCCCCCAAUAGGGGUACGGGGUGACGGGCGCGGGUCAUGGGGUGUAAACGCUUCUGAGCUGCUGAACCUCGGAGGACCGCCGCAUCCCCUUGCCCCGCGGCGGUCAUCAGCGCGCGCGGCCCCCGCACUCGGCCGCUCACCCACCGUCCCGCGGCGGCGCGGCCCAUGCGGCUGGGGGCGGAGGCCGGCGCGGGCGCGGGCUGGGCGUCUCAGGUGCUGCCGGCGGCCCGGAGAGGUGAGGGGGCGGCGGCGGGGCCCGCCCCGGCCCGGUGAUUGGCCGCUGGCCGAGGGUAGCUGGGCGGCCUGGAGGCGCCCCGGGCGGGGAGCAGCCGGCAAAGCCUUCGGCGCGCGGAGCCGGGAAGAUGCUGCUGUCCCUGGUGCUCCACAUGUACUCGAUGCGCUGCGUGCUGCCGGCCGCGGUGCUCCUGGGCACGGCCCCCACCUACGUGCUGGCCUGGGGGGCCUGGCGGCUGCUCUCCGCCUUCCUGCCCUCCCACUUCUACCAGGCGGUGGACGAUCGGCUCUACUGCGUCUAUCAGAGCAUGGUGCUCUUCUUCUUCGAGAACUACACCGGCGUGCAGAUAUUGCUAUAUGGAGAUUUGCCAAAAAAUAAAGAAAACAUAAUAUAUUUAGCAAAUCAUCAAAGCACAGUUGACUGGAUUAUUGCGGAUAUUUUGGCCAUCAGGCAGAAUGCUCUUGGACAUGUACGUUACGUGCUGAAAGAUGGGUUAAAGUGGCUUCCACUGUAUGGGUGUUAUUUUUCUCAGCAUGGAGGGAUCUACGUAAAGCGCAGCGCCAAGUUUAACGAAACGGAGAUGAGAAAGAAGCUGCGGAGGUACAUGAACGCAGAGACUCCAAUGUAUCUUGUGAUUUUUCCAGAAGGAACGAGGUAUAAUCCAGAACUAACAAAAGUUAUUUCAGCUAGUCAAACAUUUGCUGCUAAAGAAGGCCUUGCAGUAUUAAAACAUGUGCUGACACCAAGAAUAAAGGCAACUCAUGUCGCUUUUGAUUCUUUGAAGAAUUAUUUAGAUGCAAUUUAUGACGUGACAGUGGCUUUCGAAGGGACUAUUGACGAUAAAGGGCAGCGGAAAGAAGCACCGUCCAUGGCUGAAUUUCUCUGCAAAGAAUGUCCGAAAAUUCACAUUCACAUUGACCGUAUAGACAGAAAAGAUGUUCCGGAAGAACAAGCACGUAUGAGAAGGUGGCUUCACGAGCGCUUUGAAAUAAAAGAUAAGUUGCUUAUAGAAUUUUAUGAUUCACUGGAUCCAGAAAGAAGAAACAAGUUUCCCGGGGAAAGUGUUAAUUCUAAAUUAAGUCUCAAGAAGACUUUACCAUCAUUACUGAUCCUAAGUGGCUUGACUGCUGGUAUGCUUAUGACCGAGGCUGGAAGGAAACUCUAUGUGAAAACGUGGGUUUAUGGAACCUUAAUCGGCUGCUUGUGGGUUAGUAUUAAAGCAUAAACAAGUAGCUGUGUCCAGGCAGUGGAAUGUGCUACGCGGUUUACUGUUGGCAGCCACACGGGACAUCAGAUUGUUGCCUGAAUUUAAUAAGAAGUGUAAAUAAAGCCUUGUUGAUUGAACAUUGGAUAAAAUAGAAUUUCUGACUAAAGCCGACCUGCAGGUGGUCUUGGGCAAACAUACGUGGUUUUGCAACUUUAGAACAAGCUGCUGGAAGGGGAAAGCUAACCUCUGUGCCACCCUUGGUGUUUCCGUGAUCUAGUGUCAUCUUCAGAAGAUGGUUAGGCUUGUAUGCUUUGGUAUCGGUUCGUGACUCAGCUGCGUUCAUGAACGUUAAUUUGCAGCGUAUUUCACCGUAUUCGUUAUUUUUAGUUUUUUACAACUUGACUAGUCCCAACUCUCAUCACCGAAGUAUUUAGUAUCUUGCAGCUGUGUACUAUUUUGCCUUUUGCUUAAUGUCUCCAAGUGGAUGAAGGAACUUGUAUUUAUGUAUCAAGAAGGAUGCAAGGAAAAGGGCAAGAAAUGUCUGCGGGGAAGAAGCUGUGGUUUGCGCAUGCUUUGAUUGUAGUGUAUUAUUAGCUGAUUUUAUUUUCUCUUUGCAGAGUAAUUAACAUGUCUAAUAUUUAUUGAAGCAGCUUAAUUUGCACGCCCUGCAUUGUACACAAAAGGAUAAUGUGUCAAAUGUGAGCGUUGAGUUUCGGUUGGAGGCGUGACCCUGGCCCGCUGUCGCGGCACUUGACGCUGCCCAGCGUUCUGAAGAGCAAAGCGGAGCCCUCAGUACGUCCCAGUGUCUGUGCCAGAAUUGCUUAAAAGCCUUCAGGCUUCCUGUUAUUUUUACAUCAAAACAAUCAGUGUGAACCUUGGUGGGACCUGAGUCCACAGAUGCUUGAGGUGAUGGGAGCCUUCAAACGUCCGCCUGGAUUUCCAAGCAUGUGCCUUUUGCCUAUUAUUACUCUUGGGUUCGGCGGAAGUCUUUUCUUUUCCUGUCAUCAUGGUCGAUUUCCACUGUGUUUGAAUUCUUUUCCUCUGGAUUCCUGGCAGCGUGCUGCUCGGUGCCUGGCACAGGACGGGCGCAGGGGAGAAGCAUGGAGCCGGCCUCGGUCCUGCUGCGGGUUGAACUUGGUCGGUGAGGCUCUCUUGAGCCCGCCCCAGUGGCUGCGGCUAAGACACUCGUCUGUCUCCCUCCUCAAGCCAGUGAACGACAGGCUCAGCCCGCGAGGCCCAGAUGAACUCGUGGAGUCCCCACUAGUUUUAGUGGGAGUCCCCACACAGUUCAUCCGUGCCCCCUCAGAACAAGAGCCGUUUUCAGUCAGGAAGUAGUAACUAUGGCCUGUGGCUGACUUAAACUGGAUUGUUGCCUACUAGUCCCUUAAGGUAACCUUUCUGCCUAAUGGAUUUUUGUUGUAAACUCGUGCCAGUGCCCCCAGAUGAAACACACCAACUGAACCAUGAUGAGCAAAAUGAAAAUAAUAAGUAAGGGAAAUUUUGUGUGACUGGCUCUCCAGACCCAGAGAGCAGGCCGUGUGAGACAGCACCUUUGAAGCUCUGGGUAGUCUGAACUGGUUUGUGUACGUGCGUGUGUGUGUGUGUGUGUGUGUGUGUGUGUGUGUAUGUGUGUGUGUCUGUGUGUCUGUGUCUGUGUGUGUGGGGGGGGGGGGUGGACAUGUGCCCGCAGGAUAUGGUUGGUCUUCUUAUGCAUGGGGGUGUAGGUAAAACUUUUGAAAAGUGUUCCCAUGCCAAAUUGUGAUUUUCUCUUACCUGUAAAGUGAGAUUUAAAUCAGUCUCACCGUCUUUGUUAAUACUUUUUUUAAACAGUCCUAAAGAUUGAACCGAUUUCUAAUUUAUUCAAAGUAAAUGUAAGUUGCGUAACUUACUUUGAAUAUCAUGGAUAUGCUCUAAAUUUAAACCUUAAGAAGAAAUAUCAUUGGAAUUAUGUUGAUUAUAACUGAUCAUAAGAAGUUACAGUGAACUGCAUAAGAUCACUUUGAACAUCAUGUCUCUUAUGACCAUACUUAUAUUCUCACAAGAGUUCUAUAAGGUAUAUUUGUUAGUUUAAAAAUUUUGUAUUAAAAUAUUUGGAAAUUAGAAGCUUCUUUUUAACAUGUGUUGAUAUGACUUGAAUUCUUACUUUCUAAAAUUAGGAGCCCUGUAUCUCCCUGUAAAUCUUUUCACAUACCUUUUAAGCCUGUGUUUCUGUUAUUAUUAUUGAUUUGCAGCUUACUUAUUACUUAGUUUUUCUGUAUAAGAAUGCCAUCAAUGUGCAUGCUUUUAUGUUUUCCAGAAAAGGGGUGUGUUUGGAUGAAAGUAAAAGAAAAAAUAAAAUCUUUCACUGUCUCUAA